Molecule: messenger RNA, 4521 nt
Organism: Rattus rattus (black rat)
Lineage: Eukaryota; Metazoa; Chordata; Mammalia; Rodentia; Muridae
Source: RefSeq, a predicted model, not a curated record
AUGGCGGUAGACAGUAGGGGACAGUACUGGACAGUGGUUGACAACUGUAGUGGACAGUGGUUGUCAGUGGUGGACAGCAGUAGUGGACAAUUGUGGUCAGUGGUGGACAAUGGUAGUGGACAGUGGUGGACAGUGGUGGAUAGUAGUGCAGUUGGAAAGUGGUGGACAGUGGUGGAUAGUGGUGGACAGUGGUGGAUAAUGGUCGUGAACAGUAGUGGACGAUGCUGGACAGUGGUGGACAGUAGUGGAGAGUGGUUUAGAGUGAUGGACAAUGGUAGUGGACAUUGGUGGUCAAUGGUAGUGGACAGUAGUGAACAGUGGUGGACAGUGGUGAUAGUGAUGAAUAUCAAAAAGAUGCCUACCAGAUUUGGAAAAGAAAGUGAACAACUUGAGCAUGCUAUUGAUCGUGUUCUUGUCACAAUUUCGGAAAGAAGAUUGGCACGUAGUCUACAUGGCACUAUUGAACAGCCACCUCAUAGCAUUCUUACAGCUACCCUUGAACUGGUUAAUAUUGUCAACACGAUAUUAAACAUUCUGGAAAGUGAUGAAGGAGCAUUUACACUGGAAUGUGACAAAGGAUACAAAUCUGAAACAGAAAUCCAGAAUACAGAUUCAUUUGAAACUUUAGGGGGUUCUUUUUAUUAUAAAACUCUCCAAGACCUAACAAUAAUUGAAAGUGAUACUCCUCUUGUGGACUCUGGUUCUGAAAAGUGUGUGAUUGAUUCAGACUCCGACAGAGGUGUUGUCUCAGAUUUUGAGUUAGAAGAACAAUCUAAAGCCUCUGGAUCCGUAGUGUGGGGACUGGAUUCUGACUCAGAAAAGUCUCCAAGGGAUUCACAUUCUAGAAAACGCUUGUUUAAAGCAGAAACUUGUCAGCUGGAUUCAGUCUCCAUCGAAGACUUGACCAAGACUGGGGAGCACCUGGUGAGAAUUGAACAGUGCCAGAUGGAAUCUGGAUCUCUGGAACAUUGGAUGCCUUCAGGAUCAGAAAAGUCCCUGGAAGAGUCUACCUCUGAAAGAUUCUCUGACUCUGACAAUGAAAGGAAGAAAGAAGAAAAAUUCCAAAUGGCUUCAGCUUCUAUAAAACGUCUGAUAGAAUCUGAAGAAACAAAGAUGGAGAAUGAAAAUUUGUGGAUGAUCCCUGAUUCUGAGAGUUAUUCAGUGGACUCACACACAGAAAAAGAUAGAACACCAACAUCUAAAGUACAUCUGAUACAGGGUGAUGAAACAGAAAAACCAAGAACUAAGAGAUAUAUGGUGGACUCUGAUUCUGAACCAAGUGAGACAGACUCAGAUUCAGAAAGAUGUGAACUAGCCUCAGCAGCUGUGAAAUAUUUCAUGGAUACACAAACAUUUCGCCACACCAGUGCUAGCAACCAGUUCCCAAAGGAUUCGUGGUCUGAAAGUAGAACGGUAAAUUCAGAUUCUGAAAGCCCUGUCAUGUCCUCUGAUUCUAUGAAAUACAUGAAGAAGGCUGAAACAUGCAAAAGUACCUGCAAUUUGGAAAGACUAAAGGUGGUUCACAAGUCUGAGUCUCUACAGAGCUGGUUAGAUGCUAAAAGAAAACAAUUAGAAUCUGCUCAUGCUGGAUACUGGGAUAGCUCCGGAAAAUAUCAGUUUACGUCUAUAGUACCUCAAGAGAGCUUUGGAAAAUGUCAGGGUGACCUUCAAACAUUUCAGAGUAUCACUGAAAAAAAUGAAGUAGGCUCCAGUUCUGAUAAACAUCAGACACAAUUUGGAAACGAAAGAGGUCAAAAUGAACCUGAAAGUAAAAGAUACCUGAGAAAGACAGAGAAAGGAUUAGACAGUGAGGGCUUUCAAAUGGAUAAGGAAAGAGAAGGAUAUCUUGUGGAGUCUGACCACCGUGAUUCAGAAAAUGAGACACACCUCCUAGAAGCACAUCGGCUUGGUGCUCGUAGAAAGGAGAAUCGUCCUCCAGGGUUUUGGAGGCCCAUUAUCUUGCCUCCUAAGCUUGCCCAGGAAAAGAAAACUGAAGAGCAAAAGUCUGUACAGCAAAGAGAUGACAGAUUUUCUAGAAUUCAGCUAACAAGAUACAAGAGUGAAGACAAAAAUGUGAGAUUCAAAGAGGCAUCUUCAAGUCUCAGUACAAGCAACUCUCCACAAGAAAAGUUACAGAAGAAGCACAGCUAUGGCUUUUCUCCAGACCCUCACACAUUUACAGGUGAAAGGCAUCCCAGAAAAGCUAGCCGGAAACUAUCUGUCUAUAAGCGCCAUUGCAAGGAGUAUAGAUAUUCCCAUAGCUGCGAGAGUUUGAAGUAUCAAAUCAGUCCUAUUCCUCUAAGUUUUGAGACUUGCACCUCUAAGGUAUCAUCAUUUGCUGGCAAUCCAACUUCUGAAAGUCCUAAGUCUGUCACAAGAAAGAAGACUCGAAGAAGUAUUACAUAUUCUCCGGAUGUGAAAACUCAAAAAUGUACUAGAUGUUUUGUGGAAAUCAGUAACUCUUCUUCUCAUAAAUGCACUGCGAAUUCUGAUGAUUCUGACUCCGACUCUCCAUUACAUGGCCAGAUUUCAUCAUAUUCUAAGUAUUCUCUGCACUCUAAAACCACCAGACACUUCAAGACAGCUCGAAAUCGCCCUUUAUCCCGAUCCCUGGAUCCUCAGCAUCCUGUGGUCACCCGCUGCUCUCUGCACGGAGAAGAUUCUAAAUAUUCUAUAGAUUCCACCUCUUAUUUACAUUGUGAAAGUUGUUCAGCUCUCCAAAACAUUAAGGGGUCUUCUGUUACACAUACCAUUUCUAAGAACACUAAAAAAAUCAUGGGCCAACAUAGCACCCAUGGCCACAUGUCAGCACCUAUAAGAUUUCCUCAAAGUGAAAGCAGCAAGUUCAACCUUAGUACCCAACCUCAAAAUAAGGAUACUCCUGAUGACAGUGACAUUAGAUUUAUCAGUACUAGAAAUAUCAAAGGUGAGGCUAAUGUUGAAGAUAAACUUCCUUACAAAGAUGAGACAGACCAUGACGAUGAGACCAAUACUGAAGAUGAAACAGAUGAUGAAACAGACACUGAAGAUGAAGAUGAUACCAAAGAUAAGAAAGAUCCUAAAGAUAAAUCUGACCCUGAUGGCAAUGAUCCCAAAGAUGGCAACUCUGAGAAUAAUACGGAUGGCAACAGUGGGUCUCAUUCUAGUGGUUCUUCUGGACAUAUGGGUGAACCUGAUUCCAGCAAUGAUGGUGACUCUAAAUAUGUAACUGAUCACAAGAGUGAAUCUGACCCUACCAUUGAUAAUGCCAACAACAGUGACAUUAACUUGAAAUACAGCACUGAUGAUCUAUAUACCAACAAUUUAGGCAAUGCUUCAGAUCUGGCAGAAUAUUUUGAUCACCACAAUAAUGCUGAUUUCAAGAGUAGCACAAAUCCAGCCUCUGGAAACAAAACUAGAACUGUACUGGACUUUACUUCUGGUUCCAUCAAUGAGGACACAGGCCCUAGAAAUACUACCGUACAAGAAAAUAUUGUUUAUUCUGAGAAUAUUAGAUUGCUUUCCAACAGUCAUCAAAAUAAUGCCAUUAAAACUGAGAGUGACCCAAGCAGUAACCCCAGCCCCCAAAACAGCUAUGGGCUCCCUAAAGACCUUGAGUUUAACACUAAUAUCACAGCCAGUAAUGCUACUAACAGUAUUGCUAACCCUAACUAUGGCACAAAACUUACUAGCACUGCUAUUUACAGACAUAGAUCUGCCCUAAACUAUUAUUCAGAUGUUAAUGAUGUCACAGGGUUUACAUACGAAAUAAGGUCAAGUUUUGUAGUCAACUCAAAGUAUUUUGACAGAAAGAAAUAUGCUGUGAGACCUAGUUUUGCACUUAGCACUAUCACUGCCAUUGAUAAUAGUAACAUUACCACCCGUACUACUGCCAUUAGCUCUCAGUUUACUGCUGAAAAGAUCUAUGCUCUAGACACUGAAUAUUUCCCUAGAUUGAGUCAUUUCAGGAGUUUCAACAUUAUCAUCAACCCAAAUUAUAAUGAUGAAAAUAUUCAGAAUGUUAAUAAUUCUAUUGUCAUCAUUAAUAACAAUCUACCUGCCACUGAAUUAGAAACAAAUUCCAUAUUAUCUGUUCUUAAAACCAUUUAUAAAAAUAUCUCACAUUUUAUUGCUGGCACAAACUAUCCUGAUUUUUUUAUUACCUCGGAAUUUUAUGAGCCCGUUGAGCUUGGUAGAGCUUAUAAAGUUUUUGAUAACCAAAAUAUUGGUGCUCCAUUCCAAGUCUCUGCUGGAUACAUGGACUCUGAUAAUUCUAAGUAUGCCACUGGGUCCAUGGAUGCCCUUGAUGCCAAAGAAUCUGGCUUAAAAGAUUUUUCUAGGAUCCAGAAUACAAUUGGCAUCAAGCAUCCUCCUUCUACUUUCAAGGUUCUUUCCAAUCAAAAUAUUCCAUCCCCUAGUUUUGAUGUUAUAGUAGAAGCUGAACUGCCAAAUAUUGUGAAGUUUGCUAUAUCAUCAGGUGCUGUGAACCAGUUAUUUAAGCUCAGACUCCAAACAGGUAGCAGACAAAAUGUUGACCUUUGA